GCGAGGCGUGCACAAGAAGAACAGCCGUCGGCAUGGGUGCAGUGGCGCUGCGCGGCCAAAGGCCGGAAAGCCGGCCGACGGAGCGCAGGCCCGUCGGUGGCCGGGACGGCCCGCCCGAGGUGGCGGCCGCCGGAAAAGCGCGCUGGCCACUCGGCGACGGCGUCAAGGGUCUCGCGUUGCUCGGUCACGACGCGGUCGACGACGAGCCGCCGUCGCCAGCGCGUCCGCCGCCGGUCCUCGUCGGGGAGCAGGUGCGCAACCUGCCCAAGGCCCGCCAGCCCUCCAUCAUGGCGCCGGCCGCGGGGGAGCACGGUUUGAGAACGCAAUUCUAUGGACGCAAAAGUGUGCACUUCUCUGAUAGCCUGCUGACGGCUCCGGACACGCAGUACGAGUUCGCCUGCUUCCUACUUGUAAUGGCGGUUCUCCUCGGCGCCAUCCUGGGAGCCGUGGCCUAUUACUACGCGAUUUCAGAUGUAAGACUCGGAAACGUUCCUCCAGCUGCGACCUCUCCACCAGGCAUCACAAAUGCAUCCGUUCCGGAGACGUAGUCAUCGCGGGGCCAGAGGAUGUUCCGUGUUUUUCUUCUCAAGCAAUUUUAAUUUUAUUUCCUUUCUUGAUUCUUUCUUCUUCUAUUUAUUGAUUUAGUUGAUUAAUAAACUCGUUUAUUCGCCCACUA
Messenger RNA from Dermacentor albipictus, 676 nucleotides. RefSeq lists its product as uncharacterized. The record is from RefSeq and is a predicted model, not a curated record. NCBI's taxonomy places the organism in Eukaryota, Metazoa, Arthropoda, Arachnida, Ixodida, Ixodidae.